UUCCUUCGGUGCCCGGAAGUGUGGAGUCUGGCGAGCAUGGCGGCGUCGAAGGUGAAGCAGGACAUGCCCCCUCCAGGAGGCUAUGGCCCCAUCGACUACAAGCGGAACCUGCCCCGUCGAGGACUGUCUGGCUACAGCAUGCUGGCCAUCGGCAUCGGGACCUUGCUUUUCGGGUACUGGAGCAUCAUUAAGUGGAAUCGCGAGCGCAGGCGCCUGCUGAUCGAGGACUUGGAGGCCCGCAUUGCCCUGAUGCCGCUGUUCCAGGCAGAGACGGACCGGAGGACCUUGCAGAUGCUUCGGGAGAACCUGGAGGAGGAAGCCAUCAUCAUGAAGGAUGUGCCUGAUUGGAAGGUGGGUGAGUCCGUGUUCCACACAACACGCUGGGUGACCCCCAUGGUGGGCGAGCUGUACGGGUUGCGCACCAAUGAAGAGGUUCUCAACGCCAACUACGGCUUCAUGUGGUACACGUAGGGCCUGUGCCCUCAGACCACUCAGACCCCCACCCCUCCCCACUGGCAGAGAAUAAAUGCUCUGAAGACCCUG
Messenger RNA from Lemur catta (Ring-tailed lemur), 543 nucleotides. It is a transcript of the gene NDUFA13, whose product is annotated as NADH:ubiquinone oxidoreductase subunit A13. Bases 37 to 471 code for a protein of 144 amino acids. The transcript has 5 exons. The record is from RefSeq and is a predicted model, not a curated record. Lineage: Eukaryota; Metazoa; Chordata; Mammalia; Primates; Lemuridae.